Molecule: messenger RNA, 696 nt
Organism: Rhipicephalus microplus (southern cattle tick)
Lineage: Eukaryota; Metazoa; Arthropoda; Arachnida; Ixodida; Ixodidae
Source: RefSeq, a predicted model, not a curated record
AUGGCUGGACGCAACAGGGCACGUGCCAUGCUCAACAGGGCGCAUGCCAUGCUCUUUGCACCUCCUCUUGAGCAAUUGCAGCCUAUGGAGCUGAACACAUCAGUCAAAACUGCGCAUCCUAAGCCACUGCAAGCGACCAAGCGCAAGCAGAUAUCCCUGAAAGACAAGCUUGAUAUCGAGCGAGUUGAGAAGAAAAAAAAGCAGGACAACGUUGUUGUGCCGUACAGCUUGUCGAAGAAGACAGUCAACACCAUUGUCAAUGCCAAAAAGACGAUCUUGUCGAAAAAAGUGUCAGAUCCCUUGCCACUGGAAGGCCAACCAGAUCCCAGUGUCUGGUCAGCUGUCGAGGAGGCCUUUGGGAGCCAGCAGUUUUCCAAUUACGUAACUGCGGACGAUGACCUUGUCAGCUCAGAGCAGCUGAUAGAUGAAGAAAUUGUUGCCCGAAUUUGCAGUGUACCAAAUGCAGAGCAGCAGGAUGAAGACGAAAAUGAAGGUGGCACCUCAGAGACUGUAACCGAAAAAGUGUCAACUUCUCAGGACCUGGACUACAUUCAAGGGCUGAGAAACUAUUUCGAGCAACAGGCCACAGGUGUAGAUGAUGUGAAAACACUUUUGGCAAUGGAAACGUAUAUAGUGUCUAAAGCUGUCUGCCACACAGUACAGGCAAAGCUGACUAGCUUUUUUCAAAAGAUAUAA